AUGGCUUCUUGGAAAGUCUGUAUGCUUGGCCUUCUUCUGGUCCUCCUCUGUUCAUUCCAGCUUCCUAGAACACAAGGUCAACAACAGCAUCACCACAGCGAUGUAGAAUACCAUGGAAAUGAACAUCAUCAUCCCAAAGAGCAUCACCAUGAUGCACACCAUUAUCAAGAUGUAGAAGAUGAUGGUGAUGAUGAUGAUGAUGAUAGUAAUGAUGAUGAUGAUGAAAGUCAUGAUAAGCAUCAUCAUGAUAAACAUCAUGGAAAUCAUCACGAUGACAAUGACGAUGACGACGACGACGAUGAUGAUGAUGAUGAUUAUCAUCAGGAACAUCAUGAAGACCACCACCACCACCACAAGGACCAAGAGAGGCACCAUCCUGAAGACCAUCAGCAUCAGGAAGAAGAAGAUGAUGAUGAUGAAGAAGAAGAUGAUGAUGAUGAACACCAGCAUCACUACCAUCAUCAAAAGCAUGAUGAUGACGACGACGACGACGAUAAAGAUGAUGAUGACAAUGAUGACAGUGAUGACAAUAAUGAUAAUGAACACGAACACCACCAUCAUAGACAUCAUGAAGAGCAUGAUGAUGACGAUGAUGAUGAUGACGACAAUGAUGAUGACGAUGACAACGAUGGCGACGAUGAUGACGAUGAUGACGAUGAUGACAAUGACGACGAUGAUGAUGAUGAUGAUGAUGAUGAUGAUGGAAAUGAUCAUGCUGACGAUGAUGAUAAGCAUCACCAUCAGCGUGAAGAAGAAGAAGACGAAGAAGAAGAAAGCAAUGAUAGUAAUGAAAAUGAUGAUGAUGAUGAUGAUGAUGAUGAUGAUGAUGAUGAUGAUAAAGAUACAGUUCACAAGUCGCAUCACCAAAGUAGCCAUCAUCACCAUCGUAAAUAUGAUGGUAAAGAAAAAGAGUCUGAUGAAGUACUUUCUAAGGAGAAGGAUGAGCAUAAGCAUGAACGACACAGACAAAAGCAUCACAAACAUGAGGCCCAAGAAAAAGCCAAAAAGCACCACAGAGAGGAAGAAGAUGAGGAUGAGGAUGAGGAUGAAGAGGAAGAAGGUGAAGACAAUGAGUAUGAAGCAGGUUCUGUUUGUCACUACUGUGCCUUCUGCAAGCAUUGUGGGGAGUGUGACAAGUGCCCUUGUAAAGAUGGAGACAACAGUGACUACUGUAUGAGCUGCCAGUAUUGUCAUUUCUGCUACAUUUGUCCUGUGUGUGAGACAGCCUGUGCACCAGGAAGCAUCGUAGAUGAAUUAUCUGGAGCCUUAUUUCAGUAA
Molecule: messenger RNA, 1278 nt
Organism: Thamnophis elegans (Western terrestrial garter snake)
Lineage: Eukaryota; Metazoa; Chordata; Lepidosauria; Squamata; Natricidae
Gene: HRC
Product: histidine rich calcium binding protein
Exons: 8
Coding region: 1-1278 (425 amino acids)
Molecular function (GO): calcium ion binding
Source: RefSeq, a predicted model, not a curated record